GCGCAGCGGCGGCGGGCGCAGCUAGCAGGUCGGCUGCGGAGCGGGGGUGCAGCGCGCUUUGCCCCCGUACCCCUCCCCCUCGGACGCAGCCCCACCCCUCCGCCCGCCGGGCCGUCCCAGCCGAACUAUCCCCUGCGGCGCCAGCGCGGGGCGGCUCCGGGCGCCCCCAGCAGACCCCCAUCAUGGGCAGCCAGAGCUCCAAGGCUCCCCGGGGCGACGUGACCGCCGAGGAGGCAGUGGGCGCUUCCCCCGCGAAGGCCAACGGACAGGAGAAUGGCCAUGUGAAAAGCAAUGGAGACUUAACCCCCAAGGGUGAAGGGGAGUCGCCACCCGUGAACGGAACAGAUGAGGCAGCUGGGGCUACUGGCGACGCCAUCGAGCCAGCGCCCCCUAGCCAGGAAGCUGAGGCCAAGGGGGAGGUCGCCCCCAAGGAGACCCCCAAGAAGAAGAAGAAAUUCUCCUUCAAGAAGCCUUUCAAAUUGAGUGGCCUGUCCUUCAAGAGAAAUCGGAAGGAGGGUGGGGGUGAUUCUUCGGCCUCCUCACCGACAGAGGAAGAGCAGGAGCAGGGGGAGAUCAGCGCCUGCAGCGAAGAGGGCACUGCUCAAGAAGGGAAGGCCGCCGCCACCCCUGAAAGCCAAGAGCCCCAGGCCAAGGGAGCAGAGGCUAGUGCAGCCUCCAAGGGAGGAGACACGGAAGAGGAGGCAGGGCCCCAGGCUGCAGAGCCAUCCACUCCCUCGGGGCCCGAGAGUGGCCCUGCAUCAGCCAGCGCUGAGCAGAAUGAGUAGCUGGGUGGGGGCAGGUGGGUGAUCUCCUAAGCUGCAAAAACUGUGCUGUCCUUGUGAGGUCACUGCCUGGACCUGGUGCCCUGGCUGCCUUCCUGUGCCCAGAAAGGAAGGGGCUUGUUGCCCCCUUCCAGCCACGUUCCCUCCCUCCUGUGGAUUCUCCCAUCAGCCAUCUGGUCUUACUCUUAAGGCCAGUUGAAGAUGGCCCCUUGCCGUUUCCCAAGUUAGGUUAGUGAUGUGAAAUGCUCCUGUCCCUACCUCCUUCCUACCUAGGCCCCACCCCUGCAGAAGGCAAUUGCUGACUUUUCUCCCAAUUCUUUUCCAAGUACGUUUUGUUUAUUCUACUUCCGAAGCCCCUGAGCCAGAAGUGGGGGCUUAUACUCCCAAACCCUGAGUGUCCAGCCUUUUCCCUGUUGAGUUUUUAGUCUCUUGUGCUGUGCCUAGUGGCACCUGGGCUGGGGAGGACAUUGCCCCUGUCUGGGUUUUAUAACUGUCUUACUCAAGUUCAAACCUCCAGCUUGUGAAUCAACCGCCUCUGACUGGAUAGGCAAGUAUUAGGCUUGGGGCGGGAGGAAGGUCUGUGAUGUGAAACAACCUGUUGUUGUCUUUCCCUCCCAUCGUUGUAAAUAACUUUUAAUGGCCAAACCCCAGAUUUGUACUUUUUUUUUUUCUAACUGCUAAAACCAUUCUCUUCCACCUGGAUUUACUGUAACAUUUGGAAAAAGAAUAAAUGUUGUCCCUUUAGUGGUGA
This is a messenger RNA of Chionomys nivalis (European snow vole), 1533 nucleotides long. RefSeq names its product MARCKS like 1 (gene Marcksl1). Gene Ontology annotation, molecular function: calmodulin binding; actin filament binding. The transcript is spliced from 2 exons. Lineage: Eukaryota; Metazoa; Chordata; Mammalia; Rodentia; Cricetidae. Gene Ontology annotation, biological process: central nervous system development; actin filament organization. Gene Ontology annotation, cellular component: cytoplasm; plasma membrane. Bases 183 to 785 code for a protein of 200 amino acids. The record is from RefSeq and is a predicted model, not a curated record.